GCCAAUUAUCCCAACCAUCUGUUGCUUCUGUUGCUUUUUUUGGCACUUUGUUCAGAAGUCGAAAUAAUGCUUUGUUUACAUUUUACUACUUUUAUGACUCACACUUAUACAUUCAGCGCUACUUUCUUCAUGUGAAAAGCAUCUGGCGUGCUCUAAAACCAUUACCGAACCGUUGAAAAACUUCAUGUUUGACAUUUCUAAAGAUGGGAAACACCAGCCUUUGAGAUAUGUGUUUACAUUUAUUUUCAUUAUACACAUUUAAAACAAUGGUAUAUAAGAGUCGUUGAAAUGGUGUAACCAGCUACGAAAAAAAUGAACUAAAAUUAAAUCUUUGCCUAUGGCCUUACACGAUGUAGGAGCAUCAAAUUUGAGGGACUUAGCAGACUACAAGAAAUGUGGAAACCUACACGAGAAAAGACAUGGGAAGUUUAACAAAUUAGUUCGUGGUAAAUGGUGUCCGUGUUUUUUAAUCGUAUCUAGAAUAAGUAAGACAUCUCCUUCUUGGGCAUUGUUCUGUUACCAUGAUCAAUUUUCAACACGAGCACAUCACGUUUUUAUUUUGAGAGAAUGUGAAAGUGUCGAUGAUUAUAAGAGUGAAGAUGAACCAAUCAUAGGAUUUUGUGUCACAUUCAUAGACAAACAACGUAAGAUGCUGAUUUUUGCCUGUCCAUCAAAAGAGUCAAAGGAGAUUUGGAUGCAGGCUUUGCGGUCAGGGAUCACAGAAAGUCAAAGUUGCUCAGCGGACAGUGGCAUUUCAAGUGGAGGAUCUUUGAUGAUGGACCCUGUUUCAAAUACAUACGUUACCGAAUCAACAAUCAGACAGAGCAGAUAUGGCUUAUACGAAGACAUGGAUCAAUUACCAGUUGGUACAGUAGAUCAAGAGAAGCCAAGUAAACACGGUGCUGAAUAUAAACCUGAAGCUGACGCAAAUUCCCCUAAUACACAACGAUAUCAAAGACAGGAAGCAGUUGAAAUGGCGUCGAUAGGUGGAAAGAAAGACAAGAGUCAUAAACAUACAGGCAGGGAACAAAAAGUUCAUUCUGAAUCACACUACUACGAUUAUAAUUCACAAGAUGAACAUAGAAUGGAAAAACAAAAAAUGACACAAGAAGAGCAAAAUUCAACCGAUAGAUUUGACUUCUUGUCAGUAACCGCACCAUUGCCUAGCACGGAAAAUACCCAAAGCGGUGGAACACAAGAAACAUCUCAUAUUGGAGGUGAUGAUAACACCUGUGUAAAAACUAUGGCCGUACCUGACGAAUUCGACUCGAACGAAAAUUAUGAGAACUUGGUAUUUAACAGAGAUCAAAAGAAAUAGCACAGCUGACAAGAUUGCUGGGGGAAUGAAGCCGAAAAUGUAUGGAUGCCAAACAGUUCACUUAGAACUUAAAUUCCCGUGGUUAUAAUAUUUUCUCAUGGCUAUUCGUCUCUUAUAAUAAGCUAUUUAUUAUAAUUACAAAUACACAAAAAAGUCAUUGACAAGCAUAAAGCUCUUUAAAGAAACAGUUGAUGUUUCAAGGGAAUCAUUGCAGACAAAUGUUGUGAAAAUAAAUGACAGCCUAUAAGAGCGAAUUUAUUUUUUUCAAUUAAUUAAGCUACAGAAAACAAAACAUUGUAAAUGUGCAGGAUUGACUACAUUAUAAAAAUAUAAAUUCAAAUUUGUCAAUAAUCUGUAGCAAAGUUCUAAAAUGCAGGUGACUAGUUAUCUACAAAGAUAAAAAAACAUAAAGCAUAUCAUGUAAUAUAGUUUAUACUUUUCUUAUAAAUGUUACCUUCCACUUCCAUAUUUACUAGUAUAAGUAAAUGUAUUAUACAAAUUGAAAUAUAAAUACGUGUAUUUCUUAUAAAAUGUUUAUGUAAUAAACAUAAAUGUAAAUUAUGUUCAUAUUGAUGCGCAUGUGCUUGUAAAUAUUUAUUUUUCACUGUUAUGAAUUAAGAAAGAAAUACUAUCUAUCUAUAUAAGCAAAUGAAAUUGCAACAUUUGCAACACAAACUUAAGAAGACUGUCAUGAGAUAGGCUUUUUCUGUUUUGCCAUUGUGAAUGUUUAUCAUAAUACACAUGUAUUACUAA
This is a messenger RNA of Ruditapes philippinarum (Manila clam), 2071 nucleotides long. RefSeq lists its product as uncharacterized. The transcript is spliced from 12 exons. NCBI's taxonomy places the organism in Eukaryota, Metazoa, Mollusca, Bivalvia, Venerida, Veneridae. The record is from RefSeq and is a predicted model, not a curated record. The coding region runs from base 338 to 1318 and encodes 326 amino acids.